AUGGCCGAACAGGUCCAUUGGAAACACACCUGGCCAUGUGCUGAAGUUUUAGGCCAAUUCAUUGCUGGUAACUCUGCUCUCUUCCGGGAUCGUCACGCGCUCGAAUUGGGCGCGGGAGCCACGGGAGUUUGCGGGCUGGUGGCGGCAAAAGUUGGAGCUGUUUCCGUUGUGUUCACGGACCAUCCGGGACUCGCUCAAGCCUUCUCGAUUCUCGAAAAAAACAUUGCAAAGAACGGCGUCAGCGAGAGGUGUAAGGUUCAGGGACUCGACUGGAACAACCCCGAAUUGGAAACAUUGGCGAGAGUUGACGUCGUAAUCGCCUCUGAUGUCUUUUACGAGCCAACGGUAUUCGAGCCACUAGUGAACACUAUUGACAAGCUGCUGACAAAGUUCCCGAAGGCGAACGUUUUCUUCGCUUAUCAAAACCGGGACGACUGGUCGAUUGCUGAACUUUUGAUUGCUCGUAAACUCGGCUGUUCGCUGAUACGCACCAUCGAACACGACUCGUACACGAUACAGCUGGGAAGCAUCUAUCGCAUCUCGAUGGCCGACGAGGACGUGUUUGCUGGUAUUGAAGGGGGCGGCAGUUGCUCCAGGCUCGUCUUUCUGAAUGCUAAAGCCGAACCUUUAGGCGAAUUUCCCGGAUCGGGCACCAACCUGUUCCUAAAUGGCCUGGAGUUAACAGCAAAUCAGAUUGCCGCCUGGGUGCGGGACUCGAAGGAGAAGCUGGGCAUCAAGGGACCAUUGCGGUCUUUGGGCAUGGGUCUCUCGGGUGCUGAAGACCCGGCGAUGAACGAGAAGCUGGUCAAUUAUCUACUUACAAAUCACGGGGACGUCACUGAAAAGGCGCAUCUGGUUUCUGACUCCGUCGCUUGCAUUGGUGCCAGUUUCAAGAACGGCGGAGUUGUCCUCAUUGCGGGUACAGGCUCAGCUUGCCGUAUGUUAACGGAAACCGGCGAGGAGCACCAAGUGGGCGGCUGGGGCCAUAUGAUCGGAGACAGCGGCAGCGCUUAUUGGAUCGCAAACCGCGGUAUCCGACUAUUAUUCGACGUUGAUGAUGGCGUUGUAACUCCGGUGGGGUCUGUAGAAACGCUCCGGAAGCUGGUGCUAGAAUAUUUCAACAUCACAGACAAGGUGCAAGUGCUCGACUACUUCUACAACCAAUUCUCUAAAUCGAAUGUGGCGCGUUUGACGGAAAGGAUGGCUGCCGUGGCGGAUGACCCGGUAAUAGCACAACUUUUCUUUGAUGGAGGCUUCGAACUGGGCAAACACGUGGCCGCCAUCAGUGCCCAUAUGUCGGAGGCGAUGCUCAAAAAUGUUCCGAUUGUGAUGGUCGGAAGUGUCUUCAAGUCCUGGAAUCUUUUGAAACCAGGUUUCAUCGAGGCCGUCAAAACGUUAGCGAAGCGUCGUAUAGAGGCAGCCACACUACACCAGCUCAGCGAAACGAACGCAUUUGGUGCUGCUGCAAUUGCCGCGGCCAAAGAAGCGCAACAAGAUUUGCCAUUUGUACAUCAACCCAUCAUUUUCGACACGAUCGAAUUACUG
Molecule: messenger RNA, 1545 nt
Organism: Mesorhabditis spiculigera
Lineage: Eukaryota; Metazoa; Nematoda; Chromadorea; Rhabditida; Rhabditidae
Source: the annotation of a GenBank genome assembly